AUCAAAUUGAAAUCUCCCGCGUAGCUUAGACCUUGAAACUUGAAAUAGGUUAUGUUCGCGCUCAGUAAAGUGACAGCUGUAUCUAAAGACCGACGGAUCGUCGUGUUUAUUUCUCAAAUAAAACUUUUAACUAAAGAGAUAUUGUAACUUUGCAAGAUGUUUUCAAUUGACGCACCCGUAGAAAUACAAAAUUCAGAAUUCUGUAACUACCGGUCUCCCCUAAGCACACGAUAUGCGUCGAAAGAAAUGCAAUACAACUUUAGUGAUCAAAAGAAGUUCUCCACUUGGAGGAAGCUGUGGAUCUACCUGGCGAAAGCUGAAAAGGAGCUCGGCCUGGACAUCACCGCAGAACAGAUCGCGGAGCUAGAGGGCGCUAUCCACGACAUCGACUUCGCAAGCGCGGCGGAGCACGAGCGGCGCGUGCGCCAUGACGUCAUGGCCCACGUGCAUGCGUUGGCGCAGCGCUGCCCUAAAGCCGCUCCCAUCAUCCACUUGGGCGCUACCUCUUGCUACGUUGGAGACAACACCGACCUGAUCGUGCUGAAGCACGGGCUUGACCUGCUGAUUCCGAGACUCGCUGCUGUCAUCAGCAGGCUGUCGCAGUUUGCUGAUGAGCAUAAGUCAAUUCCCAUCCUCGGGUUCACCCAUCUCCAACCAGCUCAACUUACUACCGUUGGAAAGCGAGCUGCUCUAUGGCUUAGUGACCUUCUGAUGGACGAGCGUGCACUCUCCCGAGCCAGAGACGACUUACGAUUCCGCGGAGUCAAGGGAACCACAGGUACCCAAGCCUCUUUUCUCCAACUCUUCAACGGAGACAGCGCUAAAGUCAAAGCCCUCGACAAAAGAGUUGCAGAACUGGCUGGAUUUGACAAACGCUACCUCGUCACCGGUCAAACCUACUCUAGGAAAGUUGACUUGGAAGUCGUCGCUGCUCUAUCAGGGUUAGGUGCAACAGUCCACAAAAUGUGUUCGGAUAUUCGUAUUCUUGCUUCCCGCAAGGAACUCGAAGAACCCUUUGAGGCAUCCCAAAUCGGAUCAAGUGCUAUGCCUUAUAAAAGAAACCCAAUGAGGUCUGAACGUUGCUGCGCCCUUGCUCGCCAUCUGAUAACUUUGCACGCGAAUGCAGCCAACACUCACGCUGUCCAGUGGCUGGAACGGACCCUGGAUGACUCAGCUAAUCGCCGUAUCACCCUUGCCGAAGCAUUCCUAACCGCUGAUGCUACACUACUCACUCUCCUUAACGUUUGCCAAGGCCUAGUAGUGUACCCGAAAGUAAUUGCUCGUCAUAUAGCCCAGGAGCUACCUUUCAUGGCUACAGAAAAUAUUAUUAUGGCUAUGGUGCAAGCUGGAGGCGACCGUCAAGUGUGUCAUGAGAAAAUAAGAGUACUUUCCCAUGAAGCAGGUGCCCAAGUGAAACAACACGGAAAGGAUAACGAUUUGAUUGCACGAGUUAAGAGUGACCCGUACUUUGCACCUAUUAUUUCGCAGCUGGACAAAAUCUUGGAUGCCUCAACCUUCAUUGGAAGAGCUCCGGAGCAAGUCACUGAGUUUAUCGAGGAAGAAGUCGACCCUGUUCUUUCGAAGUAUGCACUUGCUUUAGCUGAAGUAGAAAAACCAGUCGCAUUGAAUAUUUAAAUAUGAUUGGGAAAAAUAUA
Messenger RNA from Ostrinia furnacalis (Asian corn borer), 1655 nucleotides. RefSeq names its product adenylosuccinate lyase (gene Adsl). The coding region runs from base 157 to 1635 and encodes 492 amino acids. Gene Ontology annotation, molecular function: N6-(1,2-dicarboxyethyl)AMP AMP-lyase (fumarate-forming) activity; (S)-2-(5-amino-1-(5-phospho-D-ribosyl)imidazole-4-carboxamido) succinate lyase (fumarate-forming) activity. Gene Ontology annotation, cellular component: cytosol. Gene Ontology annotation, biological process: 'de novo' AMP biosynthetic process. The transcript has 3 exons. The record is from RefSeq and is a predicted model, not a curated record. NCBI's taxonomy places the organism in Eukaryota, Metazoa, Arthropoda, Insecta, Lepidoptera, Crambidae.